This is a messenger RNA of Lotus japonicus, 2265 nucleotides long. RefSeq lists its product as uncharacterized. The coding region runs from base 1 to 2265 and encodes 754 amino acids. The record is from RefSeq and is a predicted model, not a curated record. The transcript has 5 exons. Gene Ontology annotation, molecular function: zinc ion binding. NCBI's taxonomy places the organism in Eukaryota, Viridiplantae, Streptophyta, Magnoliopsida, Fabales, Fabaceae.
AUGAACCAAGUAAUUGCUUGUGUGUAUUACAAUGGUAGAUAUUAUGAGGGCAGUGAAGGUAUGACAUUUGAAGGUUUGAAGAAGAUGAUGCGUUUGAAACGCAACAUCACAUUCAACAACUUGAAAAAGUUAAUUCAUGAGAAGUUGAAGCUUGGAAGUAACCAAGUUAUUUCCUCCGUGGGCUUUAGGUAUUUGUCCUCAUCUGACCCAGUUCAGUAUACAGGUCUCGUGAUAGUGGAUACUGAUGAUGUGGGGAUCAUGAUGGAUAUAUUUACUCAGCAGUGUGGCCACCAGUCAGUGGUAACCAUGUUGGAGCUUUAUGUUCAAAUUGAUGAGACAGGAAGUUCAUCAGUACCUGUUUCAACGAAUCCUACAACCACUCAUCCGACGUUGACAGACGAGGGCGUCACACAAGUGGAGAUCCAUGAAGCUGAACCAGAGAAUGUUCCUACAGUUAAUUUGGAUGAUGAUCAUGAUGAUCUCCACCAUCACCUUAUUGACAAUCCUGACAUCAUAUAUUCAGAACCAGAGGGAAGCGAAGAUGAAAGGAGGCUUCAAGAUUCCGAUGGAGACUCAUCGGACUCAGACCAAGAGGGUGGACAACAUACAACACCUGAUCUCCCUGUUAAUUCUCAAGUCCACGAUGAGGAGACAAAUUUUUUUCCUGGUAGCGAUGUGGGUGGAUCAUGGGAGUUAGGUGAUGAUUUGUAUGUUGGUUUGCGUUUUGAGAGCAAGGAAGAUGCCAAGAUGAGCCUUAAGUAUUAUUGUUUCAAACGUCAUCAAACCUAUAAGAUACUCGAAUCCAAACCAACUUAUUUUACUGCCAAUUGUCCCAAUCAUUUGGAUGGAUACCUUUGGAGGAUGAGAGCACGCAUGAACAAAAAUAUCGAUAAGUGGGUUAUAUCUAGGUGGGUCGGCCCUCAUACGUGCGUCAAUCCGAUGAGAUCGCAGGACCACACCAAGAUGACUUCCAAUGUCAUAUGCUCUUACAUAUUGGGCAUGGUAGGUGGUCGGCCAUCUGUCCCCAUUGCAGCCAUACAGGAGAGAAUCAGCGGGGAACUUAACUACCAAGUGUCAUACAUGAAAGCAUGGUUAGCGAAGCAAAGGGCACUUGCGAAGGUGUUUGGCAAUUGGGAAGAAUCUUACGCAGAGCUCCCAAGAUGGCUUGGUUAUAUGAGUUCAUUUUCCCCAGGAUCCUACUACUAUAUUUACACAGAUGCUUAUAUCGGUGCGGAUGGUUUUGUUGAUGGUAGUGUUCGCAAAUUCCGUCGAGUGUUCUGGACUUUCAAACAGUGUUGCGAAGCUUUCAACUAUUGUAAGCCGAUGAUCCAGAUAGAUGGCACUUUUAUGCAUGGAAAGUAUAAAGGAACGUUGUUGAUUUCCACCACUCAGGACGGAAACUCUAACAUUUUACCGAUAGCUUUUGCAAUAGUGGAGAGUGAAAGUACGAGUUCAUGGGACAGACAUGCAGGCAUCAAGGCCGCGGUAAGGGAUGCGAGAAAUGGGUGGCAGCCUCCAAAUGCGCAUCAUGUGUAUUGCAUCCGCCACAUUGCUAGCAACUUCAACCAUAGGUUUAAGAAUGCAAAGCUUAAACAAGAGCUGACUAGCCCUGCUAUCCAGACAUGGAUUGAUGGAAUCAGUAGGGAGAAAUGGAGCCUCGUCUGUGACAUCGAUGGUGGUAGAUUCGGCCACAUGACAACCAACCUUCAAGAGUCUGUUAAUAAAGUGUUCAAGGGCGCUAGGAACAUGCCGAUCACUGCACUUGUCAAAUGCACAUAUGCCCGUCUUGUAGAUUACUUUGUUCAAAGAGGCAUUGCUGCCAGAGAUCAAUUGCAGGCACGCCAGGUAUACUGCCACAAGGUCAUGGUCGCAUUAGCCAAAAAUCAUGAAAAGGCAAGUGUUCAUAUGGUGCGCACGUAUAACGUGGAGCGAACAAGGUUUGAGGUCGAGGAAGGAUUCAACCAGCGUACGCAUCGUAAUGGUUAUAGGUGGAGUGUUCGGCUAGACGAGCGAACAUGCGAGUGUGGACGUUUCCAAGCCUUCAAGUAUCCAUGUGAUCACGUGAUCGCGGCAUGCGCUCGACAGUCCAUUAACUAUUAUGAUUUUGUUGACCCUGUGUAUAAGUUGGAGACUGUAAGGGAUGCGUAUAAAGCUGAGUGGUGGGCCCUUGGAAAUGACUUGAACAUUCCUCCAGCAGGUGAUGGCCCUCGACUUGUUCCAUACCCCACCAUGGUGCGUGUUAGAGUCAACUCGCAUCAGAAAUGA